AUUGUAUGUCAUCUGUCACAUUCAUUUACGUCAAAUAUCGGGUCAUUGUAAUUUUUUAUCAUUUGUGAAUUGAACUAUGGGUGGAAAAUGGAUGUGAUAGUUGUGAAAAAUAUUCAAUUUUUAAUAUUUUGUGAAAUGACUUUUAAUGAGUUUGUAUCGCCAUGGGAGGUUGUAUUGGAAUAACGAGAAGUAGAAGUGGUGCUAUAGACGAUUUCUCAGGAUCAGUCAGUAGACCCAACUCAGGAAGUCAAAGGAAAAAUCACCCUUUAUGCCAUGAGACCAUCAGGUGGAAGUCUGACGUACCCUUGACAGAAGGACAACUUCGAAGUAAACGAGACGAAUUUUGGGAUACAGCUCCAGCUUUUGAGGGCCAGAGAGAAAUAUGGGAUGCCCUCAGAGCCGCUGCUGUGGCAGCUGAAUCGAUGGAUUAUGAAUUAGCACAGGCAAUAUUAGAUGGUGCAAAUAUUUCGGUACCAAACGGCUACCUUACAGAGUGCUAUGAUGAGUUAGGUGCGCGAUAUCAGGUUCCUAUCUACUGCCUUUCUUAUCCUAUCAAUAUUGUGAGGGAAGAUAAUGGUAGGGACUCACCAGCUGAGUGUUCGGAGCCAGUAGAUGGAGGAACCGAGACUGUUUUGAAAUUGAGACUGUCACAUUCAUGUUCAGAUGUGAAACUUUCAGUUUAUUCAACUGAUACUAUUAGUAUGUGCAAGAAGAAAUUACAGAGUCAAGAGGGCAUAGACUCAUCGAAGCAAAGAUGGUUUUUUGGCGGCAAACUACUAGGUGAUAAGCUCCAUGUUGAGGAAGCAAAAGUACCUUCUGGUUAUGUUGUACAGGUCAUAGUGAACUUAGAAAGUUCACCACUACUCAAUAGAUCAUCAUAAUGAAGCAGAUAUAUAUCAGGUAUUUCGUCUCCACGGCGACUCAACAGAGUGAUCAAAUCCAUAGAACGAACAAUUUUUGUAUAGCUGUUAGCAGACUUUUUUCAAAGGCAAAGGUAGUUAGGAUUUGAAUAAAGUUUUCAUAUCAAUAGUUUUAUAUUAAGAACAAAAUAACCAGAUGCAAGGAAAUAUUUCAACGAGUUGAAUUUUUUUAUAUGCUUUUGUAAUGAGAAGUUAACAGUAAAUGACUGAUCAUAAGUGUUAAGUUUUCUAAUUUAUUUGAAUUUCUCAUAGUUAUACGACUGGAUCAAAUCAUAAAUCUUCAGGUUUAUUAUUUUUUUAAUUUUUCCUUGACAAUUCAUUUAUUUUAUUUAUCAGUAUGUAUAGUUUUACGUUGUAAAGAAUCGAAAUAUUGAUUAAAUCAUGUUUGAAGCACCAGCACUAUCAAAGUUCCCGUUUUUCAAAGCUUUUCAUUUAGAUCAGUUGUUUUUUAAUAACACUCCAAAAUUCUAGACACUAGUGUACAUUUUGCACAUUGUUUUAAAAUGUGCAUAUAUUGAUGUUUUGGUACAAUUGCAUUUAUUUAUUUGUUUCACACUCUUUUGACUGAUUCUGGGUAUGAUUUCUUUGUUUAAUUUGUAUAUAAGAUUCGUUCAUUGCAGAUUUAAUAUAUGAGUUGUCCCAGCUUAUUGUAAUAUAUAAUUUAAUCUGCAAUAAAAGUUCAUGUGAUUGUGAAAGUGCUUUACCCUUUGAUUGCUUCUUUAAAAACUGAAGUCAUUUGAUUUUUUUUUUGAGAAAUAGGUCCCAAUUUUGGAGAAGGAAUGAAAUGGAAAGCACCAUGGUUCUACCAUCAUUAAUACAGUAUUAGUCAGAAAUAUUCUUGGCCAAGUUUUCAAAGAAAGAGUACACAACCAUUGACAUUUAUGUGUAUGAAACUCUGGAAUAAUGGUUAUUCAGUAUUUAUAUUCUGAAUUAUCAUGAUCUAGAUGACUAAUAAGUUGUUUUUGACUUUUACUGAUAUGAAGUCUUUAUUUCAAUUCACACGAUAAAAAUAUGUGAACAUGUACCCUUUUUUUAAGCUAAAUAUUUCCAUUUGUAUAUACAAUAAAUUGAUUGAGACUUUCAUAGUCAGGUACCAUUAUAUUGGCCACUUUUUGAAACUGUUGACUGUCGUUUAAUUUCUCAAUAUUUUGCCUUACAAGUAGUUGUAUCUUCAAGAGUGUAGAGAGUAUUCAUACUCCUUUAAAUGCCAAUCACUUCGUUUUAGAGAAAAGAUGAGAAAUCAUUCAAAUAAAUCCCAAAAAGUUAGGAGUUAGGAGAAAGUUCUUAUAAAACAAAGUCUUAUCUUUGAUAUCUGAUUAUUUCGUUAUGUUAUCAAUCAAUACAAUAAAAGCAGAAGGUUUGUUACCCAGAAAUUUGAGCUAGGUGUAAUUUCAGUAAGCACAGGUGAAGGGUACAUAUCUUCGUUUAUCUAACAAAACUCUGUCCGUCCAGAAGAAUAUCAAAUCGGUAAUUUAAUUUCAGGUUCAUAAUCUUCUCAUUCUAAAUUAUCAGGUAUUAGAAAUUGGUCUGGCAGUGUUUUUAUUUUUUUUUUUUUAUUACAACUUCUGGUGUAUGGUAUUCUGAUAUUUUAUAUAGGUAUGACGGAAUCCUGACUCGUUAAAAGAAAAAGGGUAAUGGCUUAAUAUUUUUGUGCUGUUUUCUAUCACUAUAAAUCCCAAUGAUAUUUGUAAUUUCUAUUUGUAUAUUUAUGUAAGUUUUUGGAAAAAUAUAAUUUUAGGUUUUCUUGACUGGAUAGGAUAAUAAUGGUUUUUAAUAUUUUCAAAUCUUAGAAAUUAUGUUGUCAAGUCGACUGAUAUAUUCUUAUAGUUUUUGGAUUAUCUGGAGCCCUCUGAAAAUUCAAUUACAUUCAGUGUGCAAUAUUGUUGGUGUAGUUACUUGGCCCUCCCCAUGCCCAAAACAAACCUAAACAGUGUUGAAGUAACUUUUAUUCUUAUUUUGUUUCUAAAGCAUGUCUAUCUUGAAACAUUACUGGCUUCAAAAAAAUAUUGAAAACAUAAGAAAAACUAAUUUUAUUGAUAUAGAAAAAGAUAUUUCACUUCGCAUUGACUGUCUACUUGAAUUUCGAUUUUAUAUAUAUAUUGUUUCAAUUUGCUUUUAAUGAUGAAAAUAGAUUUGGUUCCAUAAGCAUACAUAAUGUAUUUUUUUAUUCAGAUUAGAACCUUCUUAGACUCCCUAUUAUUUCUAUAUUUUUAUAUCACUGAGGAUACACCACAAAAACACACUAUUGUCUAUUUUCCACGAUAUUUCUUACAUCAAGUCGUCAAUCAAAGAAAUAUUUUUAUAUAUUUCCCAAUAACUUUUUAAUUUCAUUCUCAUAUCAUGGAAAGAUAUAAGAUAGAUAAACUUACUGUAAAUUUCAAGGCAAUAUGGUUGCAUAGCUUUUCACUUUCAUAUAACAGUGAUUUUUUUUAAGGGAAAGUUCAAAAUAAAAAAUGUCAAAAAUAAAGAGAAACAUAUCGAUUCUAUUAAUAAAAUCACUGCUACAAAAAUAAUUUCCGCUAUCUAUAUAUGUUGGCCAAGGGAGAGGCUGUAGGUUUUAUAUAUGAUAUAACAUAAAGUAGCAUAGGGCUCUAGAUAAAAUAUUUCCUAAAUAAUAUGAGAAUUAUAAAACCAUCAUUGACUAUUGUUAAACUACAAAAAGUGUUAAUUAAGGUAUGAUCUGACAGAAGGUUUUCCAAAUGUUUGUAAAUGGAAAACUUAUAAUUAUUUGACUUGCGUUAAAUGGUAUCUUAGAAUUAUUUGAUAGAAGAAACAAAUUUUGGCAAAAUUCAUUUAUUUUCUGGGAAAAAGGUAAUAUCCCUAAUGAAAUAUUUCAGUUGAAACUACAAAACCUAGGAAGGACUGAGACUUGUGGCAUUUUCUCAUCUUUUUAUCAUAAAGGCACAAAUUGCCACAAAAAAUGACCUGAUCUCAAAAGUAAUUCAUUGAUAGCAUAAUCAACAAUAUAUAAAGUAAGAAGGGGUAAGUGCAUGGUGUAGAUUGUAAAGUUCAACUUCAACAAGAAUUUGAAAACCAUCCAUUAAUGUUUAGUUGUUUUUAAUUUUUGUUCGGGAUACCUCUGAAUCACCAACUUUCAAUUGUACAGUUGUUUUUUCCUGGACCUUUAAAAUCAUCAGCUGACUUUUCAAGUCUGGCUAACGCACUUGAAAAAAAAACAACUUCCAAUGAUCUAGUGAAGUUGCUUGCCUAGUGGAAAUCUCACAAUAUAAUGUUACUUGAAUUCCAACAAUCAUUUUCCACUUUGAAUUUCCAAAACUGAACAAAGUGUCGCCAAGUUGUCAACUUUAGAGAUCCUUGCAGCUGACUGAUAAGGCUGAACUCAGCCACCAGAUUGUACCUUUUUUUUUCUCUUAAGACAAAAUGUAUGACAAAAUUAUGCACUUGCACUGCCUUACCUUGAUAUACAUUUUGAAAAUUUGAAGUAAUUGUUUUAACAUGCUCGACACUGGAUGUUCAUUCCAAUGUGAUUUUUUUUUAUAAUAUAAAUGUGCCAUUAUUGUUUCAGGUUCGUUUUGAAUUGUUCAAUAAAAUUUGAAUUUCUAAUUUACUGUUUUUAAAUAACUUCUUGACUUUGAAAUUCCAUAGAUUAACAAACAUUUGAGAAACGCACAGAUCUAGUUAAAAAUAUAGUUGCUGAAUCAAUUCAUAACAUCCAUAACUUCUAUAAUGCUGAUGUUAUUCUAAAUUAUGAUUAUUUUGUUACACUUCUGAGAACCAGUAGCUUCGAACAACAAUAAUACUCGCUGAUAGAUAUUAAAUAAGGACUGUAAGCGUCAUUUUGAACAAUAAAUAAAAUCCUGACAAGAUACUGAAGCAAUAGGAUUUUAUGAUCAAAGCGGGAACACAUGCACACUUUCUCGCUAAGUGGCAGUUUUUGAGAGUUGUUUUAUAUUGAUUGUGUCAGUGUGUAAAUACAUUUAUGAAAUAUAUAAUGAAAUUUUGUUACGAUA
Molecule: messenger RNA, 4891 nt
Organism: Leptinotarsa decemlineata (Colorado potato beetle)
Lineage: Eukaryota; Metazoa; Arthropoda; Insecta; Coleoptera; Chrysomelidae
Product: ubiquitin domain-containing protein 1
Molecular function (GO): protein binding
Source: RefSeq, a predicted model, not a curated record